This is a messenger RNA of Paramecium sonneborni, 1302 nucleotides long. Lineage: Eukaryota; Ciliophora; Oligohymenophorea; Peniculida; Parameciidae. The record is from the annotation of a GenBank genome assembly.
AUGGGCAGAUAUCAAUUAGAAGUUGAAGAUAAAAAGCCAAUCUAAUAUGUCGAAGAUGAUAAUUUAGAUUCAGAUAAUGAAAAAAAUCCAAAACAUAAUUUUUCUGUUAAAUCUACUACAUCCUCUAAAGGAACUGCUAAUUUGGGAUAUACUCCAAUUAGAAGAGAUUUAUUAGGAUAAGCUAAUGAUUAUAUUGUCAGAUUCUUACAACUAGUAUAAAUACAUAUCCAGAGGAUGUUAUAAAUUCUUACGGGUAAUAAAUUUUUGAAAUUAAUUACCUUUUUNGAUGGAAUUGAAUGUUUAGAAAUCAAACCAUAAGAUGAAGAAGAAAAAUUUAUACAUUCUAUACAUCCUGAUUAAGAAGAAGAUGAACCUAAAGAAGAAGAUCCUUUAGAUGAUAAUGCUAAUGUCUCUGAUAAUUCAGAACCUAUUCAAAUUGAAUCAAAAUAAUUCAAAUAAUACAAUAUAACUAUUGCAGGUGGUAAAACUCUUUAAUUUCAUAUGAGAUUUUCACCUAAGGAUGUUAAAUAAUAUUCUUUUGAUAUUCCUAUUACAUUGGCUAGAUAUGGUCCAUUAUCUUCAUUAAUGAGGAAAGUCAAAUGUAGAGGACUUAAACCUAAAUUUUUGGUAGAACCACAAUUAUUUGAAUUUAAAAAGAAAAUCAUCACAUCUCCAGAUAAAUGUUUUCCAACUGUUGAAGAAAUUAAAUUAUCAAAUCCAGAUAGAAAAGACGUUCAUUGGAAAAUUGAUUGUCAAUCACUUAAAUCUGAAAAAAUCUUUGCAAUUGAACCUAAUGAAGGUGUUGUUCCAAGUGGAUAAUAAAUUAAUAUUAGAGUUAAAUUUAAUCUCUAUGGUCCUGGAUCCUUCAAUGGAACAAUACAAUUGUAUAUUUUGGAAGAUCCUGAAAUUCCUUCAACAUUACCUUAUGUUGAAAUUACUAUGAGCGGAUCAGGAGCUUAUCUAAGAUUACUAUUUGACAAAAAAGAAGUAAUCUUACCUGUUGUACCUCUUAAUAUAUAAUCUAAAUGCUAUUUUAGGGUCAUUAAUGAUAGCUAUGAAAAUUUAAAUCUUAAAUAUAACUGGGCUGAAGAAAUUAGUAAUUUCAAUCUAGAAUUCAGAUUUCCUGAAGGUUCAACUUUAGGUGUUGCUAAAAAUAAAUUAACUGUUGAAGUUGUAUUCAGCAAUAAAAAACCAAUAAGUUUUACAACAAGAGUUGAAUUUAUUGAUGAAGCUAAAGUUUAUAUUAUCAAUAUAUCAGGUACUACAGAUAAUUGUAUUUUUACAAAUCAAAGCUUUUUAUGA